AGCCGAUUGGCAGAGCGGUGCUUUCAGGAACAAUAACAGUUGGGGUGGGGGGUGGGGGUGGGGGGCAGAAGAGCCUGGGUCCCGGGGAGCCGCCCCCGCCCCCCUGGCUGGUGUGCGCUGCGGCCCGCGCCCCCCGCGGGGUCCCCACCUCUGCGCCCGCCCCGCGGGCUGACCAGCCCGGCUGGGGCCCGCCCCCGGCGCCCACCAUGUACGCCUUUGUGCGGUUCCUGGAGGACAACGUCUGCUACGCGCUGCCCGUGUCGUGCGUGCGCGACUUCAGCCCCCGCUCGCGGCUGGAUUUUGACAACCAGAAGGUGUACGCGGUGUACCGGGGUCCCGAGGAGCUGGGCGCCGGGCCCGACAGCCCCCCGCGCACCCCUCGCGAUUGGGGCGCGCUGUUGCUCCACAAGGCCCAGAUCCUGGCGCUGGCAGAAGACAAAUCUGACCUUGAAAACAGUGUGAUGCAGAAGAAAAUAAAAAUCCCCAAACUUUCUCUCAGUCACAUAGAAGAAGAUGGGGAGGUUAAAGAUUACGGGGAAGAAGACUUACAGCUUAGACACAUCAAGAGACCCGAAGGGCGGAAGCCGAGCGACGUGGCGCACAAGAGCAUCGAGGCAGUGGUGGCCCGGCUAGAGAAGCAGAACGGCCUGAGCCUGGGCCACAACAGUUGUCCUGAAGAGGCCUUCGUGGAGGCCUCGCCGGGCACCGAGGACAUGGACAGUCUGGAGGACGCUGUGGUGCCCCGGGCUCUCUAUGAGGAGCUGUUACGCAACUACCAGCAGCAGCAGGAGGAGAUGCGACACCUCCAGCAGGAGCUGGAGCGGACUCGGAGGCAGCUGGUGCAGCAGGCCAAGAAGCUCAAGGAAUACGGGGCACUCGUGUCUGAGAUGAAGGAGCUCCGCGACCUCAAUCGGAGGCUCCAGGAUGUGCUGCUCCUGAGGCUUGGCAGCGGUCCCGCCAUUGACUUGGAAAAAGUAAAGUCAGAAUGUCUCGAGCCCGAGCCGGAGUUACGGAGCACUUUCAGUGAGGAAGCAAAUACGUCGUCCUAUUUCCCUGCUCCUGCACCUGUCAUGGACAAGUAUAUCCUAGACAAUGGCAAGGUCCAUCUGGGAAGCGGGAUUUGGGUUGAUGAGGAGAAAUGGCACCAGCUACAAGUAACCCAAGGAGAUUCCAAGUACACAAAGAACUUGGCAGUCAUGAUUUGGGGAACAGAUGUUCUGAAAAACAGAAGUGUCACAGGAGUUGCCACAAAAAAAAAGAAGGAUGCAGUCCCAAAGCCUCCCCUCUCGCCUCACAAGCUAAGCAUUGUCCGAGAGUGUUUGUAUGACAGAAUAGCACAAGAAACUGUGGAUGAAACUGAAAUUGCACAGAGACUCUCCAAAGUCAACAAGUACAUCUGUGAAAAGAUCAUGGAUAUCAAUAAGUCAUGUAAAAAUGAAGAACGAAGGGAAGCAAAAUACAAUUUGCAAUAAACUUUGGAUUUUUCAUAAAGCCUUUGUGUUUUCCUUGCGAGGUGUGUGAUUUUUUUCGAGCAAUGGUGCCAUCUACAAUCAGACCCUCACCACAUAUGGUGGUGUGGGGGCAGGGGGCCAGUAGGGUCCUGGGGCCAGUAACUUGAUCUGAACUUGGACUUCAUACUUCAAAAAAAGCCAGGUGGAUUUGCUGAGACGUGGGCAGAACCUGAGUGCCACAGCUGUCAUUAUUAUGAGGAUAGGAAAAGCACUUUUCAGAAGAUUGUAAUGCGUCUCUGAGCUGUUUGUCACUUGACUACAAUGUGGACUGGUAUUUUUACCAUCCAAGGACUUGUAUCUCCUUCCUCUAUUUUGUUCUAAAAUAAAGUUUCAUUAAUUCUUG
Messenger RNA from Perognathus longimembris pacificus (Pacific pocket mouse), 1854 nucleotides. RefSeq names its product BEN domain containing 5 (gene Bend5). Gene Ontology annotation, biological process: negative regulation of DNA-templated transcription. Gene Ontology annotation, molecular function: DNA binding. Lineage: Eukaryota; Metazoa; Chordata; Mammalia; Rodentia; Heteromyidae. The transcript is spliced from 6 exons. The record is from RefSeq and is a predicted model, not a curated record. The coding region runs from base 207 to 1472 and encodes 421 amino acids.